Messenger RNA from Loxodonta africana (African savanna elephant), 2244 nucleotides. It is a transcript of the gene ABHD17C, whose product is annotated as abhydrolase domain containing 17C, depalmitoylase. Gene Ontology annotation, cellular component: plasma membrane; endosome membrane. The transcript has 3 exons. Bases 16 to 999 code for a protein of 327 amino acids. NCBI's taxonomy places the organism in Eukaryota, Metazoa, Chordata, Mammalia, Proboscidea, Elephantidae. Gene Ontology annotation, molecular function: palmitoyl-(protein) hydrolase activity. Gene Ontology annotation, biological process: protein depalmitoylation; regulation of postsynapse organization. The record is from RefSeq and is a predicted model, not a curated record.
UGGGAGGCCGCCCCGAUGCCCGAGCCAGGCCCCAGGAUGAACGGCUUCUCGCUGGGCGAGCUGUGCUGGCUCUUCUGCUGCCCGCCCUGCCCGAGCCGCAUCGCCGCCAAGCUGGCCUUCCUGCCGCCCGAGCCCACCUACACCGUGCUGGCGCCGGAGCAGCGUGGUCCCGGUGCGCCCGGCGCGCCCGCCUCGGCCCCGGUGGCCGCCGCGGCCCAGCCGGCGCCGCAGCAGUCCGAGGAGGGACCGGGCGCGGGGCCUGGGGCGUGCAGCCUGCACCUCAGUGAGCGCGCCGACUGGCAGUACUCGCAGCGCGAGCUGGACGCCGUCGAGGUCUUCUUCUCGCGCACGGCCCGGGACAACCGGCUUGGCUGCAUGUUCGUGCGCUGCGCGCCCUCCAGCCGCUACACGCUGCUCUUCUCGCACGGCAACGCCGUGGACCUGGGCCAGAUGUGCAGCUUCUACAUCGGCCUCGGCUCGCGCAUCAACUGCAACAUCUUCUCCUACGACUACUCGGGCUACGGCGUCAGCUCGGGCAAGCCCUCGGAGAAGAACCUCUACGCCGACAUCGACGCCGCGUGGCAGGCGCUGCGCACCCGGUACGGCGUAAGCCCUGAGAACAUUAUUCUGUAUGGUCAGAGUAUCGGGACCGUCCCCACAGUAGACUUGGCCUCGCGGUAUGAAUGUGCAGCGGUCAUUCUCCACUCCCCUCUGAUGUCCGGUUUGCGGGUGGCCUUUCCCGACACCAGGAAGACAUACUGCUUUGAUGCUUUCCCCAGCAUUGACAAGAUAUCUAAAGUCACCUCUCCCGUGUUGGUCAUUCAUGGGACAGAGGACGAGGUCAUCGAUUUCUCCCAUGGCCUGGCCAUGUACGAGCGCUGCCCCCGAGCCGUGGAGCCCCUCUGGGUGGAAGGGGCUGGGCAUAAUGACAUAGAGCUUUAUGCACAAUACCUCGAAAGGCUAAAACAGUUCAUAUCGCACGAACUUCCUAAUUCCUGAAGAAGGCGACUUGAUUUUACCUCAUUUACUGUGAACAGAAGAGUCCUCUGUUUUGCACCUGCUUUAUCUGGAUGGCUGUAAUGGCUUGGUAACCAUGAAGAAGUGCUCAGCCUUUAGGGUGUCUAAUCGAAGAGCUGAGGCCAUCUCAGCCUUUUGUACCUAGAGGUUGUUCUACUAAUUCAUACAACAUGUUACACUGAACAGGCACAAUCUCCAGCUUCAUUACCUUGCGGGGUGGGGGUGAGAGCUCAACGUGGAGGCAGCCUUCUAGUGCUGUAUGAAGUGUGCCCACAUCCCUGGUCUCCUCCUUCCCCAUCAUUUACGAUUCAUUCAUGCAGGACUCAAUCCUCUCUCCACCGGUGUUCUCAGUAUUUGACAAGCAGCUCUCUUUCAGCCACUGGAUUCAUGGGUGCGAUCCAUUCGUGAAGCUGUGAUAGUGUAACUGGAAAACCCUUGUAAUGAAAAACCCUUUGUUAAUUUUUGUUAACACACUGAUCCUUCCCCCAAAUGAAUCAGCUGAAGGGUAAUUUACUGGACCUCUCCAUGGACAGCUUCAACAACUGUAACCAGAUAAAUAUAACUGGAAUAUUCUUAAACAAAAUGAAACUGGGUUUUUUUUUAAAACUGUAAAUUUAUUACUAGCCAACAGAGUUUUAAUAUUUUGAUUGGUUGAUCUAACAAAGAGCCUCAUGGACUUUCCUUCUGUAAAGUCCUCCUUGUAGGCUUUUUUAAAAGUACUGUACAUAUUUGCGAUCCCAUUGGGCAUAGAUUCUUUGGUCAGGCUACAACAAUGAACUGCAGAUUCCUUGUUUGUAAUGUAAAUGAUUGAAUACAUUUUGUUAAUAUGUUUUUAUUCCUAUGUUUUGCUAUUAAAAAAAAUUUUAUAACAUUUCCAAGACCAAAAUUCCGAGUUUCUGCUUUGAAAGAAUUUAUGUAAUUAGAAUUUCACUAAACUAAUCUCUUUCGUUGAGGGGUUGUUUGGUUUUUUGACACUGGAACUGCGCCGAAGAAGCAUCAGAAAUGUGAGAUGCUUACCAUUGCUACACUACUUGUAUUGUUUGGGGGUUUGGGUUUGGGGGGGUUCCUUUGGUUCUAUUUUGAAUUCUUUUCCAAUUUAAAAGCCUUAAAUGUACUGUAUGCCUCAGAUUGUUGUACACCUGGAUUGCGGUUGAUUGCCAGUCUGUGUACUGUUGCUUGGAUACAGCACAGUGGUUGGUGAUGGAAUAAAGGAAACAUGGAUCAGAA